CGCGUCACUAGUAAUGACGAGGUCAGUCGUUCAAAUCGGCUAGCGGGAACAUUUUGAAUUUGCUUGCUAUUUGUUUGCCUCUCACUCCCGCUUGCUGGCUAUUCGUCUCUGUAGCCACCGCGCCGUCAUUGUUAAACGUUCGAUGGCAAUGCAUCGUCAUGUCUUAUGAGUCUCAUGUACCAAAAACCCGCUGAAUCUGCUGGAAUUUUGUACGGCGUUGUUCCUAUGAUCGGGAGUCCACCCCGUGGCAAUAUGCAUGCAGACGUCGUGCAUGUGACUGAGUACGCAUCUAGAACACGAGGUCGUCAUACAUGUACACGUGAUCCAGGGGAGGAAGCGUUGCUGGCUCACAGCGUAGCACAGGUUUUAGUCAGUAUACCACGUACAUACGUGCCGGUACUUUAUCCUGCUUCUUAGCUUUACCAACGUGGGCCAGCGAAUGACACAAGGACCCCAGCAGAUUUGACACGUAGAAUUGGCAACAUUGACAAGUAACACGCCCCCAGGGAAAGACCGAAGAGAAUGGACCCACAGAAGAUCCAGAUACUCGCGCGAUGAGAAGGAGGAGGUCCAGCACAAAUGACUGACACACUG
This is a messenger RNA of Mycena citricolor, 594 nucleotides long. NCBI's taxonomy places the organism in Eukaryota, Fungi, Basidiomycota, Agaricomycetes, Agaricales, Mycenaceae. The record is from the annotation of a GenBank genome assembly.